Messenger RNA from Cladophialophora yegresii CBS 114405, 2835 nucleotides. RefSeq names its product leucyl-tRNA synthetase. Bases 1 to 2835 code for a protein of 944 amino acids. Lineage: Eukaryota; Fungi; Ascomycota; Eurotiomycetes; Chaetothyriales; Herpotrichiellaceae. The record is from RefSeq and is a predicted model, not a curated record. The transcript is spliced from 2 exons. Gene Ontology annotation, molecular function: aminoacyl-tRNA deacylase activity; ATP binding; leucine-tRNA ligase activity. Gene Ontology annotation, cellular component: mitochondrion. Gene Ontology annotation, biological process: mitochondrial translation; leucyl-tRNA aminoacylation.
AUGUUGGUGUCGAGAAGAUUCCGGCUCAGACAAUCAGCAUGGCUGUGCUUUGCUCGGGAUCUGCAUUCCACUUCCCCUCGAUCUGCCUCCCAUGCUCCUGCUCCUGCCCGCCUGGACUUCAGUGCUAUUGACCUGAAAUGGCAGCAAAAAUGGGCAAACAAGACGGCCACCGUGCGGCAGGGACAAGCCUCACGCAAAUCGUACGUCCUUCCCAUGUUUGCAUAUCCAUCCGGAUCUCUGCAUAUGGGGCAUCUACGAGUCUACACCAUAUCCGAUGUUAUCGCCCGUCACCGACGAAUGAGAGGCGAACAGGUUUUGCACCCGACCGGAUGGGAUGCGUUUGGUCUCCCGGCUGAAAAUGCUGCAAUCCAGCGUGGUGUCGAUCCCGCGAUAUGGACACAAGAGAAUAUCACAAAGAUGAAGCAACAGCUCAAGAGCAUGAACACAAGUUUCAAUUGGGAUGCUGAAAUUUCAACAUGUUUACCGUCGUUCUACAAACACACGCAGGAUAUCUUUCUGAGGCUGUACCAUCGAGGUUUGGCAUACCAAGCCGAAGCACUGGUCAACUAUGACCCAGUGGAUAGAACUGUACUUGCCAACGAGCAAGUAGAUAACAAUGGACGCUCUUGGAGGUCGGGAGCACUGGUCCAGCAGAUCAAACUCCGCCAGUGGUUUUUCAAGAUUACCGGGUUCAAGGAGGCGUUGUUGCAAGACCUCGACUACCUCGCAGAAGGCGGCAAAUGGCCUGACCGAGUAGUGACCCAGCAACGGAAUUGGAUCGGCCGGUCGAAUGGUGCACGCAUUCAAUUUGCAUUGAGGCACGAAGCUGGGACGUCCUCCAACAUUCACGUUUUUACGACGAGGCCUGAUACCUUGUUCGGCGUCAAGUAUAUCGCCCUAUCACUGACCCACCCCAUUGUGGUUCGGGCUGCCGGUCAAUCGGCAGCGCUGCAGAGUUUCGUCGACAGGCGUGCCUCUUUUCCACCCGACUCAAAAGAGGGAUUUCAACUCCCACUUCAGGCCAUGCAUCCUUUCUCGCAUUCUGGAUCGCAAGACAUUGGACCGUUACCGGUCUUUGCUGCACCGUAUGUACUUGACGACUAUGGAGAAGGCGCGGUUAUGGGCGUGCCGGCGCACGACUCUCGGGAUCUUAGCUUCUGGAAACUUCACCGCCCCUCGGAACCCGUCACCAUAGCUAUCGCACAGGAGUCUUCCGAAAACCUUCCCGCCCAACUGCUUCCUUCCGAGCCAUCGGAAGCGUAUACCAACGACGGCUUUUUGACCACAAUCUGUGGGCCCUAUGCUGGGAUGUCGAGCAGCGCGGCCCGAACAAAGAUCGUCUCUGACUUGCACAAGGACGGCCUAGGGGAGGCUGUUGAAACCUGGAGACUGCGUGAUUGGCUGGUAAGCCGGCAAAGGUACUGGGGAACGCCUAUCCCCAUCAUACAUUGUUCACAAUGCGGCACCGUCCCAGUGCCCAAGAACGACCUUCCCGUGAUGUUGCCUCCGCUCGACCCUUCCAUCAAGGGUCAGACUGGCAAUCCACUCGACAAGAUUGAUGAGUGGGUCAACUGCAGAUGUCCCACAUGUAGCGGGCCAGCAAAGCGAGAAACCGACACUAUGGAUACGUUCGUUGAUUCGUCCUGGUAUUUCAUGCGGUUCCCGGACCCGAACAACGGCGAAGAGCCCUUCUCCAAAGAGUCAGCAGCCACCAUGCUCCCAGUCGAUACGUACGUAGGUGGUGUGGAACACGCAAUCCUCCACUUGCUCUACGCGCGCUUCAUCUACAAAUUUCUGUGUAGCGAAGGCCUUGUCUCGGCCGAGAUUGGGCACGCCGAACCAUUUCAACAACUCAUCGCACAGGGUAUGGUCCAUGGCAAGACUUUCUCUGACCCGGACACCGGCCGAUUCCUGCUACCCGACGAGGUUGACAUCGCCGGCGAAUACGGUGUCAUCAAAUCGAAUGGUAAGCUAGCCAACGUGACGUGGGAAAAAAUGUCCAAGAGCAAGCAUAACGGCGUGGAUCCUACCACCGCGAUUGAGAAAUACGGGGCUGAUGCCCUGCGGGCUCACAUCCUCUUUGCAGCACCGAUCAGCGAGGUGCUACAAUGGGACGAGGAAAAGAUCGUCGGGAUACAGAGAUGGUUCGGCCGAGUCAACCGCAUUGUAGCCGAGCUCGUUGGCAUCACCAAGACUGCUCGAAGCGACCUUUUGCAGACAAUCAUUCCCGAGUUGAGCACUCUCAAUGACAGCGAUGCGAAAGCUCUGCUCCUAGCGCAGAGCACUAGUGAAAGCGUUGCGAGAACCUUCUCACGCGACAUUUACAGCCUGAAUACCGCGGUCUCUGACCUCAUCAAGCUCACAAAUGGUUUGGAUGAUAUUGGGGUCAACAAUCUGACGCCAUCGAUUGCCCAUAUAGCGGUCACCUCGCUCCUGAAGAUGAUGGCGCCAAUCACGCCGGCCUUCGCCGAAGAAUGCUGGGAAAGCUUGAUGUCGGAACCGGAAUCAGAGUGUGGCAGCAUCUUCGAUACGGCGUGGACGGGGGAGAUCAUCACCGCGGAACAAGCCAGGGCACUUCGGAGCCGACAAACCACCAUCACUUGCGCCGUGCAGUUGAAUGGGAAAUUACGCUUCACAGCACAGGUGCCAGCACAGGCAGACAACAACAACAACAACAACAACAACAACAACAAAAAAGCGCGAGAGGAGGAGAUACUGCGUGCUGUGCUCCGUACUGAGGUAGGCCGCCUGUGGCUGACAGAGAAGAAUGACUGGGAAAAGAGAAAACGAGUCGUCGUUGUUGGAGAGGGCAAAGUGCUGAACGUGGUGUUCUGA